This is a messenger RNA of Tetrahymena thermophila SB210, 1146 nucleotides long. Its product is annotated as alpha-galactosidase. Lineage: Eukaryota; Ciliophora; Oligohymenophorea; Hymenostomatida; Tetrahymenidae. The transcript has 3 exons. Gene Ontology annotation, molecular function: hydrolase activity, hydrolyzing O-glycosyl compounds. The record is from RefSeq and is a predicted model, not a curated record. Gene Ontology annotation, biological process: carbohydrate metabolic process.
AUGAGAAAAUUAAUUGCUAUUUUGCUAAUUGCUUGUGCUAUUAGCUCCGUUAGCUGCUUAGAUAACGGUCUUGCUAAAACUCCUGCUAUGGGCUGGAACUCUUGGAACCAUUUUGCAUGUAACAUUAACGAAGAUUUAAUUAAAGCAACUGCUGAUUAAAUUGUCAACUCUGGCCUCGCUGCUCUUGGUUAUAAUUACAUUAACCUUGAUGACUGUUGGUAAAUUUCUAGAGAUGCUGAUGGUUACAUUGUUGAAGAUAAGGAAAAGUUCCCCUCUGGUAUAAAGGCCUUGGCUGACUAUGUUCAUAGUAAAGGUUUAAAGUUUGGUCUUUACAGUGAUGCUGGUGAAUUUACUUGCUAAAAGAGACCAGGUUCUUUAGGUUAUGAAGUCAAGGAUGCUUAAAGAUAUGCUGAAUGGGAAGUUGACUACCUUAAAUAUGACAACUGCUUCAAUAAAAAUAUUAACCCAAAAAUUAGAUAUCCUCCCAUGAGAGAUGCUCUUAAUGCCACUGGUCGUCCCAUCUAUUUCUCUAUGUGUGAAUGGGGUUAAUACAAUCCUGCCACCUGGGCUCCUGAAGUUGGUAACUCUUGGAGAACUACUGGAGAUAUUAAAGAUCGCUAUUCUUCAUUCUUAUCUAUCCUUGAAAAAUAGGUUGGAUUAGAAAAAUAUGCUCAUCCUGGUGCUUGGAAUGAUCCUGAUAUGUUAGAAGUUGGUAACGGUGGUAUGACUACUCAUGAAUACGAAGCUCAUUUUGCUCUUUGGGCCCUUUUGAAGGCUCCUCUUUUGAUUGGUUGUGAUGUUAGCAAAAUGUCAGAAGACACUAUUAGAAUUCUUACAAACAAAGAAAUAAUUGCUAUUAAUCAAGAUCCUUUGGGUAUCUAAGGCCACAGAGUUAAAAAAUCUGGAUUUUGGUUCUGGAGCUGGUAACUUUGGAUGGGUUAACUUGAAGAUGGUGUUGCUAUCAUUCUUUUCAAUACCUCUGCUUGGGAAAGAAACUUGUCUUUCACAUUCAAAGAAGUUGGAAUAGUAGGACCUGCUACCAUCAGAGAUCUAUACUAACACGAAGACUUGGGUGUCUUUAGCAAUUCUUUCUCUGCUAUAGUUCCUAAGCACGGAGUUGUUGUAGUUAAAGUAGUACCUGUCUGA